AUGUCGCCAGCGCCCGCCGACAUGAUCCGGGUCGAGCAGCCCCUGCUCCGAGCCGUGCUCGACAACGUCCACGCCCUGGUCGGCCACACGGGCAUCCUGCUGCCCAGCAUCCUCGUCGUCCUCGCCGUCCUCUGCCUCAUGUACCCGGACCGCGUCGCCUUCAGCCCGCCCCGCAACCGCAAGGAGCUCGCCUACCUGCCCGGCUACCCGCUCAUCGGCAACCUCAUCGAGAUGAUGAAGCUCGACCUGACAAAGCAGCUCGAGUUCCACCUGGAGCAGUUCAAGCACAGCCCCUAUGGCUACCAGAUCAGCAUCCCCAAGCAGGGCACCGGCAGCAUCAUCAUGCUCCACCGCCCAGAGUACAUUGAAUACGUCCAGAAGACCAACUUCGGCAACUACAUCAAGGGCGAAAACUUCCGCCAGCGCUUCAAGGACUUCCUCGGCUCCACGGGCAUCUUCGUCGCUGAUGGCCACGCAUGGAAGACGCAGCGCAAGAUGGCGUCGCACAUCUUCUCCGUCUACCAGUUCCGCACCUGGGUCCAGACGGUGGUGCACCACGAGCUCGAGAGCGCCAUCUCGCUGCUCGACACGCUCACCGAGCGGGCCGAAUCCAAGACCGGCGGUCCCGCCACGAUCCGCCUGCCGGACCUCUUCUUCCGCUACACGCUCAACUCGUUUGGCAAGAUGGCCUUUGCCAAGGACAUCGAGUGUCUCACGGCCGACCCGAGCUGCCUGGACAAGGAGGUCAAGUUUGCCGCCGCCUUUGACCAUGUCCAGGAGGCCAUCAACAACCGCUUUCUCAACCCUUUCUGGCCCAUUCUAGAGCGCGUGACCAAGGAGGGCAGGCGCACCAGGAGGAACGUUGCCGCCAUCCGCGAGUUUGGCCUCGAUAUCGUCGACGAGCGGCUCAAGGAGCGCGAGAGCGGCGGUGCCAGCGCCGGAACCGGCGAGAAGCAGGGAUCCUCGGACGAGAAGCUGCAGCAGCGCAAGGAGGGCAAGGACCUGCUCGACCUCUUCAUGGACCUCACGACGGACCGCGAGGAGCUGCUCGAGGUCGUGCUCAACUUUAUCAUUGCCGGCCGCGACACGACGGCGUCGAGCCUGGCCUGGCUGUUCUACGAGCUCUUCCGCCACCCCGAGUACGUCGACCAGAUCCGCAACGAGGUGCGAAGCGUGCUGCGCGACGAGAGCGACGGCAGCCUCAAGCUGCUUCCCUACGAGCAGCUCAAGGACCUCCCCUUUACCACGGCCGUCUUCAACGAGACGAUCCGCCUGCACCCUCCCGUGCCGCGCAACGGCAAGACGGCUGUCAAGGACGACGUCAUCGUCCCACAGGGCCCCACGGCCGCCGGCCUGCCGCCCAUCAAGGUCUACGCCGGCGAGCAGAUUGGCUGGUGCGACUGGGCCAUUGCGAGGUGCACCGACGUGUGGGGGCCCGACGCCGCCGAGUUCCGUCCGGAGCGCUUCCUCGAGGUGCACCAAGACGGCACCAAGUCGGUCAAGAACUACGGUCAGUGGAAGUUCCACGUCUUCAACGGCGGUCCGCGCCUCUGCCUUGGCAUGACGCUGGCCACGUACGAAGCGCUGGCCUGGGUCGCUGCCGUCAUUGACCGGUACGACUUUGGCUGGGCCACCGAGGAGCAGGGCCAGCAGGCCCACUGGCCGCUCCGCUACAAGAACAGCGUCACCCACCCGAGCGAGAUGUACACGGCCACCGUCGUCAAGAGGUAG
Molecule: messenger RNA, 1731 nt
Organism: Pseudozyma flocculosa PF-1
Lineage: Eukaryota; Fungi; Basidiomycota; Ustilaginomycetes; Ustilaginales; Ustilaginaceae
Exons: 3
Coding region: 1-1731 (576 amino acids)
Molecular function (GO): iron ion binding; heme binding; monooxygenase activity
Source: RefSeq, a predicted model, not a curated record